UCUUCCUUGUGGGAGCGAGUCACAUUCAUCAGCCUGCUGCGGCGCUCGUGGGGGAGGCGCCCUGGGGGCGCCCUGGGGUGCAAAAGUGGGGGAGUACUAAAGGACGGUUUUGUCCCCGGACUGCGGAGGGGCCCCCUUAGAGAGGAGCGAGGCGCGCGGCUCGGGCGCCCGGAUCCCCGCUGACAGCGCGCCCCGCGGGCCGGGGUCUUUCUCCCCAGGGACCUUUCCUGCCUGUGCUUAGGAGACACAGAGACAGAAUGGAUGGGGAGACUGCGGGCCGGGCGGACGUGUCCCCGUGUCUGAGGAGUGUGGCCAGGCCUGCUGGUAGCAACCCCCGGGGGGCACCCGCCGCCACCGCCAGAUCCCAACUGAGGGCGCCCUUCCGGGGAGCUGCGUGGUCACACUGAGGAAGGCGCCCGCAGCCCUGCAUCCCCCGCAGCCCCUGGUGAGCCCGGCUAGUCACUCCGCAGCCUGCGCCCACGCCGCACCAUGGAUCGGCCGUCGGAGGCGGCCGGGGUCGGCAAGACGGAGCCAGGCCUGCACCCCUACACCUGCAGUGAGUGCGGCAUGGUGCUGCCCUGCGCCGCCGACCUGAACCUGCACAUGCAGAUGCACCCGGGCAAGCACCCGUGCGUGUGCCAGGAGUGCGGGCGCGCCUUCAGCCAGGCUGCUGACCUGGCCGACCACCUCAAGUACCACACGGGCGAGAAGCCCUUCAAGUGCGACCAGUGCUGGCGGGCCUUCGCCACCCUGUCCAAGCUCACGGCCCACUUCCGCUCGCACACAGGCGAGAAGCCCUACCCCUGCAACAUCUGCGGCAAGACCUUUGCCUGCUCAUCCUACAUCACCAUCCACAAGCGCGUGCACACGGGCGAGCGCCCCUACGCCUGCCCCGAGUGCGGCAAGCGCUUCGCCGAGUCGUCCAUCCUCACCAACCACAUCAAGGUGCACACGGGCGAGAAGCCCUACGCCUGCAAGGAGUGCGGCAAGGCCUUCAUCAAGGCCUCAGGCCUGGCCGAGCACAUGAACACGCACACGGGUGAGAAGCCCUUCGCCUGCCGCGAGUGCGGCAAGGCCUUCAUGAAGUCGUCGGGGCUGGCGCUGCACGCCAAGAUCCACACGGGCGACAAGCCCUACCAGUGCGACAAGUGCGGCAAGGCCUUCUACGCCUCGUCCAACCUCACCAAGCACUUCCGCACGCACACGGGCGAGAAGCCCUUCCAGUGCAACGUGUGCGGCAAGACCUUCACCACGCUGUCGUACGUCACCAUCCACAAGCGCUCGCACACGGGCGAGAAGCCCUACGCGUGCAAGAAGUGCGGCAAGGCCUUCACGGCGUCCACGCACCUGGCCAAGCACCUGCGCUCGCACACGGGCGAGAAGUACGAGUGCGACCUGUGCGGGAAGAGCUUCGCCAAGGCUUCCAGCAUCCUCAUCCACAAGCGCACGCACACGGGCGAGAAGGCCUUCGAGUGCAAGGAGUGCGGCAAGGCCUUCUUCGACUCGUCGGGGCUCACGGCCCACAAGAAGAUCCACGCGGGCGUCAAGCCCUACGAGUGCAACCUGUGCGCCAAGGCCUUCAUCAAGUCGUCGGCGCUCAUCAAGCACAUGAAGAUCCACACGGGCGAGAAGCCCUACGUGUGCGCCGAGUGCGGCAAGGCCUUCACGCGCUCGUCGGGGCUGUCAGUGCACAUGAAGAUCCACACGGGCGAGAAGCCCUACAUCUGCGACAAGUGCGGCAAGGCCUUCGCCUCCUCCACGCACCUCACCAACCACUUCCGCUCGCACACGGGCGAGAAGCCCUUCCAGUGCAACGUGUGCGGCAAGACCUUCGCCUGCUCGUCCUACAUCACCAUCCACAAGCGCUCGCACACGGGCGAGCGGCCCUACGAGUGUGAGGAGUGCGGCAAGGCCUUCACGGCCUCCUCGUGCCUCAUCAAGCACUUGCGCUCGCACUCGGUGUAGGCGGGCUGGGGGCUGGGGGGAUUCGCACCCGCCCGUCCCUCUCCCUGCCCGUCCCCAGGGCCCCCUGCCCUACUCGCUGCGUGUGGAGCCCUGGCUGGCCUCUCUCUCCACCCCCUCACCCAGUCGCCCCAAACCCCCCAGACACUCAGGCCUUAGUGGGACGCCAUGCAAAUCCCACAGCCCCGCCUCGGACCCCAACUCUUUGCAAAGGCCACUCACUUUUUCUCUUUCUGAGACUUUUCGCUGCCCGGAUCUCCGCCAGAGGUUCCUGAACAUUCGCUGGUUCGAUGGAUGGAAAUCCUGAACGUGCGCUGUUGAGGGGCGGCAGGAUUCGUGUUGGAAAGGGGGGUGCCACCCCAGGUGGGCUCCCCCAGUGAGCCCCAGAGGGUUAAGGAUUCAGUUGGGAUGGUGAGGAAGUGGACCCUUGUUGUCUGCAUCCUGGAGGCUCCCACGUUUGUCCCGGGUCCCAGGAUGCCCAAGUCCGCACGCAGUGUGUGUGUGUGUGUGUGGGGGGGGGGGUGCUGCCUGCUUGCAUCUCACCACCCUGGACAGACCCCGUCACCCUGCCAGGGAAGCUUCAAGAGUCCCCUCAGGUCCGCUGCGCCCGAGGACAGUGUGCGACCAUGUUUGUCACAUGUUCUGCGAAGGAUGGGACGGAGGCAGCCCAGGCCUCUGCCCACUCAGCUGUUUUGUUGAGCUGUGUGAAUGGGACAGAAGGACGCAGGGGGUCUGAUGAGUGGGGGGUCUCCACUGCGUCAGGUGAACCCCAAAGUUUCCUGGAUGGAGAGCUGCUCUGCGCCAGGAAGAUUACUGGCGGAAGAUGGUCUGCUCGUGCCUGACGGGGUUAGACGCCGUCGGCCCCUGGACCCCUGUCCAUUGCCGCCCACCUCGCCCCGUCCUUAACUGUUAGGGUGUGGACACGCAGCCUGUGGCUCCCUGAACCUGAAAUCGUGGCGGUUUCUAGCUGAGGCAGGGACUUCGGGGUGACCGUGCGGGCUGGGGGGGUGAAGCACGUCCGAGCCAGCUCUGACCAACGCUGCCUUUCUGCCAAUAGCCAUACCGGGCCCGCCACGGGGCCUGCCUCCGCCUUCCAGCCACCCAAAGCCAGCCAGUUUAUUCUUCUAUAAACCCCCUAUGGUCCCGGGACAGGGACAGGACACGGUGAGCCGCAGGGAACCCCAGACGCAGCACGGCAACACGCUCUGCAGGGCCCUCCUGCCCUCCCACCCUCCCGCCCUCGGCAUUGCCUCGGUGUGGUGUGCAGAUGGGGAGAGAGAGGCGGGGGCGGGGGUGGGGUGCCCCAGCCCUGGGGGAGCUUGGAUUCCUAUCCUGGAAAGAGACCGGAUGGUAGUGGACGUUUGUUCCCCUCAAAUGGGGGGCCCCCGCCCCCUUGCUGCGAAGACUUGUGUCCAGGCCCUGUGUCUGAGUCCCGAGGGCCCAGAAGCCCCGGCCACAGCCCUCUACGGGUAGGGGCUUACACAUGAACCCGUGUGUUGCAGGCACAGGGGGGCAGGGCGGGGGGAGGCUGAGGAGGGUCCAUGCCGGCUCUGGGGGACUUGGGGCUAGUGUGGGGGCCGGGGUGGUCAGUGUGUGUUUGCUAGUUGCUGAGUCGGGGGUCGGGGGCCGAGUUCUAUCUCUGUUGCCGUCCAGGACUGGGGUGAGCCCCAGGAGGGGCUCGUCCCAGCCAAGACCCACCCACCCCACCCCUGCCCCACCAGAUGUCCAAGUAGCAAGGAUUUUUAAAAGAUAAUAAAAAAAAAGAAUGUAAGGACACAGUUAAUAGAUAUACUCAAGGUCACAGGAAUCAGAAAAUAAAUGCUUUUGGAGACCAGUA
Molecule: messenger RNA, 3799 nt
Organism: Sorex araneus (European shrew)
Lineage: Eukaryota; Metazoa; Chordata; Mammalia; Eulipotyphla; Soricidae
Product: zinc finger protein 665-like
Exons: 4
Coding region: 490-1965 (491 amino acids)
Biological process (GO): negative regulation of transcription by RNA polymerase II; regulation of immune system process; regulation of cytokine production
Source: RefSeq, a predicted model, not a curated record